Molecule: messenger RNA, 1317 nt
Organism: Sesamum indicum (sesame)
Lineage: Eukaryota; Viridiplantae; Streptophyta; Magnoliopsida; Lamiales; Pedaliaceae
Product: putative prolyl 4-hydroxylase 7
Biological process (GO): peptidyl-proline hydroxylation to 4-hydroxy-L-proline
Cellular component (GO): endoplasmic reticulum
Molecular function (GO): L-ascorbic acid binding; iron ion binding; procollagen-proline 4-dioxygenase activity
Source: RefSeq, a predicted model, not a curated record
AUACCGCAUUGAACCAGGAAACUUCGAGAAAAAGGACAUUAUUCCCACGAAAUCUCAAAUCCAGUGGGCGACCCCUUGUAAUAAUCCCCCUUUUCAGUUUCAGUCCAGUUAAAUACAACGUUUCAAACACAAAGACACAGUCCAAGUCUAUUUUCUUGAAUUUCAGCACAAUUAAAACCCCACCCACCAAGAUUUCGCACCCCCACCGCUAAGAAAAGAAAACAGAGGAGAUAUUUUCAGAAAAGAAGGGGGAAAAAGAUUGAAUUUUUUACCCCUUUAUGGACGCGAGAUUUUUUCUUUUGAUUUUUCUCUGUUUUCUUGUUCAAUUCUCUCAUGGAAGAGAAUCAGUGUUGAAAUUGACGAGUGGUGGUUCUUUGGCUGCGUUUGAUCCGACCCGGGUCACUCAAAUCUCUUGGAACCCCAGGGCCUUUCUGUACAGAGGAUUUUUGAAUCAUAAGGAGUGUGAUCAUCUCAUUGCUCUGGCUAAAGAUAAGCUGGAGAAAUCUAUGGUAGCUGACAAUGAUUCUGGCAAGAGUAUAGAGAGUGAGGUCCGUACGAGUUCAGGCAUGUUUCUGGGGAAGGCUCAGGAUGAAAUAGUUGCUGGUAUCGAGGCAAGAAUUGCAGCAUGGACAUUCCUCCCUAUAGAGAAUGGGGAGGCUAUGCAGGUUUUGCAUUAUGAACAUGGCCAAAAGUAUGAGCCACAUUUUGAUUUUUUCCAUGACAAGGCCAAUCAAGAAUUGGGUGGUCACCGAGUAGCUACUGUGCUAAUGUAUUUAUCAGAUGUUGCUAGGGGAGGAGAAACAGUGUUUCCUAAUUCAGAGGAGAAAGAUAAACAGCCAAAGGGCGAUGACUGGUCUGAUUGCGCUAAAGAGGGUUAUGCAGUGAAACCAAGGAAGGGUGAUGCUCUAUUGUUUUUCAGUCUUCAUCCUGAUGCAACUACUGAUAACACGAGCUUGCAUGGGAGCUGUCCUGUCAUUGAAGGCGAAAAGUGGUCCGCCACCAAGUGGAUUCAUGUGCGGUCUUUUGAUACGCCAGUAUCCAGUUCAUCGAGUGGUGACUGUGUCGACGAGAAUCCAAACUGCCCUGCAUGGGCUCUUAGAGGAGAAUGCGAAAAGAAUCCUCUGUAUAUGAUUGGGUCUAAGGAAGGCAACGGCUAUUGUAGGAAGAGCUGCAAAGUGUGCUCAUCUUAGUAACAUUUCUCCAGCCUAUUUUGCAUAGGAAAAGUUGAAAAUGUUCAGUUGUACAUGAAAGAGGUCAUUGUACUGUUUCGUUAGAACAUUUCAUCAACUCUAAAUCAAAAAGUUGCAUUAAACUAAA